AUGUCCAAACCUUACGUUGUGUUCGGCUACGGAUCACUCAUUUGGAAGCCGCCACCGCACGUCAUCGAAGAAACUCCCGGUUUUCUUAAGGGUUAUGUUCGUCGCUUUGCCCAGAGCUCAAAUGAUCAUCGAGGCACUCCAGAGGUCUCCCCAAUUGGUCCAGUCACACUCAUCCACAUCGAUGAAUGGAACAAAUUCUCUUCCACCGACAUUUUCCCACAUGAAGAUGUUGUUUGGGGUAUUGCGUACACGAUAGCCCCAGUGUAUGCCGCGGAAACGAAAACAUACUUAGACUACCGGGAAAAGAACGGAUACUCCGAGGCAACCGUGGACGUCUGGGGCUUACGUGAUGGAGAAGAAGUAGUAAUAAGGCCUAAUGUGUACGUAGGACAACCAGACAAUCCGGCAUUUGUUGGAUCUGAGCCUUACGACAAGUUGGCUAAACACAUUUGGUCGCACCAAGGGGCAUCUGGCCAAAACAAGGAUUACCUUUACAAACUAAGUGAGAGUAUCCGUCGCCUGGCCCCAGAAAGUCACGAUUCCCACCUGUUCACGCUAGAACGCAUGGUAAGGGCCAUAGACGCUGCAGAAGCGCAAGAUUUCGCCGUGGGUAAUGGAGCGAAGAAGAGUCUGAGUCUGACCGUCAGUAAUUCCGGUUGA
Cantharellus anzutake is the source of this 660-nucleotide messenger RNA. RefSeq names its product ChaC-like protein. The transcript has 10 exons. Bases 1 to 660 code for a protein of 219 amino acids. Gene Ontology annotation, cellular component: cytoplasm. Gene Ontology annotation, molecular function: gamma-glutamylcyclotransferase activity; glutathione specific gamma-glutamylcyclotransferase activity. Gene Ontology annotation, biological process: glutathione catabolic process. The record is from RefSeq and is a predicted model, not a curated record. NCBI's taxonomy places the organism in Eukaryota, Fungi, Basidiomycota, Agaricomycetes, Cantharellales, Hydnaceae.